Messenger RNA from Brassica oleracea var. oleracea, 1107 nucleotides. RefSeq lists its product as uncharacterized. Lineage: Eukaryota; Viridiplantae; Streptophyta; Magnoliopsida; Brassicales; Brassicaceae. The record is from RefSeq and is a predicted model, not a curated record. The transcript has 3 exons. Bases 1 to 1107 code for a protein of 368 amino acids.
AUGUAUGUUACGAGGACUUUGUCGGACUACCGAACAAACAGGAAGGCUCCGGAAGGUCGAAACUCCGGCGUACUUAUAAUCCAAGAUAAAGAGUCAAAGCCAACAUGUUGCCUCGGAUCUUGCUACGCGCCUGGGCUCAAAGGCUUACCGUUUCCACAGAACGUGAAGCUGACUGUGAAAUACAACAUCACAGUUAAUAGCGUGACCACUACUUAUCGUGAUCCGGUCGCUUUCAUCCCCGUUCUUGAUCUAAUGUUACGUUCUAACUGCUACUACGCCAUUAAACGAAGCGGGAAACACUCAGGAGAAUCAUCGGCUAAUGCAACAGAGGAAGACAGAGACAGAGUCCCGUUCUGCUUUUGCCACCGCCAUGUUCCUGAAGCUGAACCACAGCACUCAGAUCCAUAUGACAUAUACCAAAAAAUCGAGAUCUAUCCACCAAAAUCGUUGUCGCGAAGUUACUUUGCAACAUCCGCUGGUAUUGGCUGGGUACCACCAGAGUUACUCGAGAAAAAGUAUUGGACCGUUGACUACUCGACAUCCGAUGACAAUGGUCUACGAGAUGAUGCGAGAGGGUUAUACAGACAUCGUUCUAAAUUUCCUACUAUUCUGAAUACAAACGUUUUGGUAGGGAAAUGGUAUGUUCCUUUCAUAUUCGUGAACGAAAGUAACGCAAAUGAUCAUCUUAAGGCAACUUAUUACCCCAUGUCUCUUUACCAAAGAUGGGAAGAGGUUUACUGUUGUGAGAACGCAUACAAAGACAACCGCGAGGUUGUAGUUACUGUUCAAGUGGAACCACUAGUUGUGAAGCUUGAGGGACACGAGACCGUAGAAGAUAAGAGAGGAAGUUCGGAUAUUGAAAAUAUGGUUGUGUGGUUUGAGGUUGCAAACAAGAGGUUAGGUUUGAAAAUUGCUGUUAUCGAGAGGAUGAAAAUGGAAGAGUUGAAUUUUGGGUGGGGGAGUGAUCCUCAAGAAACGAUGAUUGAGAGAUCCAGCAGAUUCAAUGGUGGCGAUUCGAAUUGGAAGAGCUAUAGAUUGUAUGUGUUGGUGGAGAGCUUUGUGUUGAAGAGAAGGGAUGUGUUUGUACUUGUGACAUAUGAGUUUUGA